Messenger RNA from Musa acuminata subsp. malaccensis (wild Malaysian banana), 825 nucleotides. The record is from RefSeq and is a predicted model, not a curated record. Lineage: Eukaryota; Viridiplantae; Streptophyta; Magnoliopsida; Zingiberales; Musaceae.
AUGGCCGGGAGGCGAGAGGAGCACAAAAGGGUCAGGCCGGAGCCACCUCGGGGGCAACAAUCUACCGUGCUGAGGCGCAAGGUGGACCGACUUGACCAUCCGGUGUCGAGGUCCCCGCUCCCCAUCUCAGGACACCUCGGUCGGUGCCUCCGACAAGCUAAAGAGCUUUCGCCCCACCCGGAGGGCCCUAUUGAGCGGCAGAUCGACGUGAUAACAGGCGGCCUAGCAUCCGGAGGGAACAAUAUAUCCGGGCGAAAGGCAUACGCCCACGCCGCCGCGGCCGAAGCCCCCAAACGUGGACCCGAGCCCGAGGUCACCUUCCCGGCCAAGGGGACCGAGCGAUCCGAGCACGAUGAUGCACUCAUAAUAGUAGCCAAGAUCGCCAAUGCCCAAGUGAGGAGGAUCAUGAUCGACACAGGGAGCUCGACCGAUGUGCUAUACCUGGAUGCUUUUCAAAAGCUUGGGCUAACUAGGGACGCCUUGGAGCCGAUGUGCUCGGCACUCACCGGGUUCACCGACGACUCGAUCUCACCGUUGGGAGCGAUCACCUUGCCCCUAACCCUGGGAGUCCCGCCAAGGUCCAAGACGAUGAUAGCAACCUUCUUGGUGGUUGACCUCCCCACUGCAUACAACGCAAUCCUCGGUCGCCCGAUCCUCAACAAGAUCAGGGUCAUUAUCUCCACUUACUACCAAACAGUGAAGUUUUCGACCCACGCCGGGGUCGGGGAAGUCUGGCGAAGUCCCCGCGAAUCUAGACGGUGCUACUUGAUGGCGGUCUCAUUGCACAAAAGGGCAAGGACCGAACAACCACUGGGGGACCCCUGA